AUGAAAGAGUAUAUUAUUCUUUAUCCAGUGUCUUAUCAUAAAUAUCAUAAACAUUCAUCUAAUAAACAACUUCAUUAUACUAAAAUUGAAUUUACUUCAGAAGAUCAAAAAGAAUUUGGAACUUCAAUUCCUUCAGAAUGUACAUCAAUCAAUGACAAUUGUUUUAAUAAUUCAGAUAUUACUGAAAUUACUCUUCCAAGAAAUAUUAAACAUAUUUCAUUAAAUUCAUUUUUACAUUGUACACAAUUAAAAAAUGUUUAUGUUAUGACUUCUAAUAUUUUUUAUCCUCGUGUUUCUUAUUUAAUGAGUAAAUUGAUAACACAAACAAAUGGAAUUAUGUGUAAUGAUAUAAUUUUUACUUUAGAAGAUAGAAUUCAUUCAACAUUAAAUGAUGAAAAAAUAUCAAAUAUUGCAUUUGUUCCUAAAGGAAUUAAAGAAAUUGGUCAAAGUUGUUUUGAAAGUUGUCCUCAAUAUGAAAAAAUAUCACUCCCUCAAACCGUUAGAUUUAUUCAUGUCAAUGCAUUUACUGAAAUAACUUUACCUCCUUUCUUAUCAAAACUUGGAAAAAAUGCCUUUCUUGGUUGUACCUCAUUAACGUCUCUUGUUCUUGGAGAGUAUAUAACUUCAAUUGAUUUCUGCACAUUUAAAGACUGUUCUUCGCUUCAAAAAGUUCAUCUCCCUAACCAUUUAAUUUCUAUUGAACAUCGUGCAUUUUGUGGUUGUAGAAAUUUAAAAGAAUUAUAUUUACCACCUUGUCUUACUUCUAUUGGAUUUUGUGCUUUCAAUGAGUGUGAAUCAAUGAGUGUUAUUAAUCUUGACCAUGUAUCACAAAUAGAAGGAGGUGCUUUUAGUGAUUGUCAUCGCCUUAAAUUAAUACAAAUUCCCUUAUUAACUUCAAUCCCUGAAUAUUGUUUUAGCCAAUGCAAAGAAUUAACACAAAUAUCAUUUGGAAAUUAUUUAACUUCAAUACAAAAUAAUGCAUUUUAUAAAUGCAUUCAACUUAAAACUCUUUUAUUUCCUUCAAGCCUUGAGAAAACAAUUUUAAAUCAAUAA
Molecule: messenger RNA, 1053 nt
Organism: Entamoeba nuttalli P19
Lineage: Eukaryota; Evosea; Mastigamoebida; Endamoebidae
Product: leucine rich repeat protein, BspA family protein
Exons: 3
Coding region: 1-1053 (350 amino acids)
Source: RefSeq, a predicted model, not a curated record